AUGACGCUAUCAUCGGUACGCGGUCCGGACGCGAUUGCUGAGCCUCGCUCUAGUGGAAUAAACGUUAUUGUUGUUGGAUUAGGGAUUGGAGGAUUAGCUGCAGCGAUUGAAUGCCAUCGCAAAGGUCACUUGGUCACAAUCCUUGAAAAGGCCUCCUCACCACGAGCUCAAGGGGAUUGUAUUGGAAUUGGAACGAACGCAGCCCGUGUUGUCUCAAAAUGGGGAACAAAUGGACAGGUUCACCGGCAGCUCGAAGCCCAGGUGAGCCAUGUCCGAGCGGUCGAUAUACACGACCAUACGGGGGCUUUCAUCGUGACGAAUGAGAUGUCUGGUUUUCGAAAAGGUGACGGGUACUUUCUGAACCGGUGUGACCUGGCAAAUAUUCUGUAUAAGCAUACGCAAGAGCUUGGAAUUGAGGUCAAGUUCAGUGCGCGAGUCUCAGAAUACUUCGAGACACACGAGAGCGCCGGGGUGAUAGUCAAUGGCCAGAGGAUGUCGGCAGAUUGUGUAAUCGCUAGUGAUGGUGUUCAUAGCAAAGCUCGAGGAUUCGUGACAGACAUGGACCCGUCACCCGUGAGUUCGGGCUAUGCUGCCUUCCGGGCUUAUUUCGACGCCGAUGAAAUUACUUCAGACCCCGAGGCAAACUGGUUGCUUGCCGGCGCAGGAAAAACUGACCAGGCGUUAGCAUUUGUGGGCAGGGGGUGCGAGCUCACCAUGUGCACUGUGAAGCUAGGUCAGGCUGUGAUGUGGAUCUUUACCCAUGCGGACCCCAACGGCAAUGCUCGCGAGUCCUGGACAGCCCCGGCUAAUGUUCAGGAUGUGCUUGAUCGGAUCAAGGAUUGGCCCUGUUGGGGCCGGAUUGCUCCGAUAAUCAAGCGGACACCGGCCGGAAAGGCGAUCAAUUUCCCCCUGCUCACGAGGCCUCCCCUCGAGACAUGGCUAUCGCCUGAAAGGCGAGUUCUCUUGGUAGGAGACGCUGCCCAUCCGUAUCUCCCUAUGGCUGGCCAAGGCGCUAGUCAAGCCAUUGAAGAUGCGGCUGUGUUGGCAAUUGCUCUGGAGCUUUCAGGGAAGGAAAACGUGCCGCUUGGAUUACAGGCGGCGGAAAAGAUCAGGCAUCACCGAGCGACCCUGAUUCAGACCGGCGGGAAGGAGAACCACGAUUCAUGGCACCAACCAGAUUGGGACGCAAUUAAAGAGAACCCGGACCUGAUGAAAACACCACGGCCAACAUGGAUCCUUGGGCACGAUUGCCAAUCGUCUGCGUACGAGGAGCUUCCUAUUGCGGUUGAAGCUAUCUUGCUUCAUAAGGAAUAUGUCCCUGUCAACAUUCCUGCCGAAGGAAUGCACCGGGCAAACGACUUCAAAGGCUUAAAGCAGUCUCUUGGCGGGCGGUGA
This is a messenger RNA of Penicillium canescens, 1395 nucleotides long. RefSeq names its product FAD-dependent monooxygenase fmqB (gene fqzB). The coding region runs from base 1 to 1395 and encodes 464 amino acids. Gene Ontology annotation, biological process: secondary metabolite biosynthetic process. NCBI's taxonomy places the organism in Eukaryota, Fungi, Ascomycota, Eurotiomycetes, Eurotiales, Aspergillaceae. Gene Ontology annotation, molecular function: monooxygenase activity; FAD binding. The record is from RefSeq and is a predicted model, not a curated record. The transcript is spliced from 3 exons.